GUACAAAACUCAGGGCAGCUGCAGUGCAAGUGGGGCACACACACAUGAGAUUCCAUCACCCAGGCAGCAUUCCUGAGCCUUGGGGGACUGGUUUCCAACGAUUCUUAGGCUUCUGUCAUUCUUUGCUGCCUAUCUGCUGAGAGUGCCACUUGCUUACUGCCAGAACUCUGUAUGCAUACAACCCAAAACGGACUCUGCCAGUGAUUAGAUUUGUGAGACGGAGUUUUGCCCUUGUUGCCUAGGCUGGAGUACAAUGGUGCAAUCUGGGCUCAAUGCAACCUCUGCCUCCUGGGUUCAAGCAAUUCUUCUGCCUCAGCCUCCCAAGUAGCCGGGAUUACAGGCAUGCGCCACCACACCUGGCUAUUUUGUAUUUUUAGUAGAGAUGAGGUUUCACUGUGUUGGUCAGGCUGGUCUUGAACUCCUAACCUCAGGUGUGAUCCACCCACCUCGGCCUCCCAAAGUUCUAGGAUCACAGGCGUGAUCCACCGCCCCCGGCCGGAUUGGUCAUUAACUCUUAUUUCAGCAGAUACUCUUUCAUUUGGGACACUGGUGUAUUUGCACAAAUUCUAGGCGCCCCACGCAGCGGCCUGGAGCCUGUCCCCAAGUCCAACCAACGGGAGUAGUGUUAAGGGCUCCGCCCUCGACUACUUUCCAGCGCUGGGCAAAGGCGCCGGGCCCGCCCACUGACUCUGCGGAGCUGGGUCGCCCCUGUUCUACCCAGAUCGGGAUGGCAGCGACGCUGAUCCUGGAGCCCGCGGGCCGCUGCUGCUGGGACGAGCCGCUGCGCAUCGCAGUGCGCGGCCUGGCCCCGGAGCAGCCGGUCACGCUGCGCACGUCCCUGCGCGACGAAGAGGGCGCGCUCUUCCGGGCCCACGCGCGCUACCGCGCCGACGCCCGCGGCGAGCUGGACCUGGAGCGCGCGCCCGCGCUGGGAGGCAGCUUCGCGGAGCUCCAGCCCAUGGGGCUGCUGUGGGCGUUGGAGCCCGAGAAAGCCUUGGUGCGGCUGGUGAAGCGCGACGUGCGAACGCCCUUCGCCGUGGAGCUGGAAGUGCUGGACGGUCACGACCCCGAGCCCGGGCGGCUGCUGUGCCGGGCGCAGAACAAGCGCGACUUCCUCCGGCCGGGGGUGCGGCGCGAGCCGGUGCGCGCCGCGCUCUUCCUGCCGCCGGGCAGGGGGCCCUUUCCUGGGAUCAUUGAUCUGUUUGGGAGCGGCGGGGGCCUUUGUGAAUACAGGGCCAGCCUCCUGGCCGGACAUGGUUUUGCUGUGCUUGCCCUGGCUUAUUUCAGAUUUGAAGACCUCCCCGAAGAUCUGAAUGAUGUACAUCUGGAGUACUUUGAAGAAGCCGUGGACUUUAUGCUGCAGCAUCCAAAGGUGAGAGGUCCUAGUAUUGGGCUUCUUGGAUUUUCCAAAGGAGGUGACCUGUGUCUCUCAAUGGCUUCUUUCUUGAAGGGCAUCACAGCCACUGUACUUAUCAAUGCCUGUGUAGCCAACACAGUAGCUCCUCUACAUUACAAGGAUAUGAUUAUUCCUAAACUUGUCGAUGAUCUAGGAAAAGUAAAAAUCACUAAGUCAGGAUUUCUAACUUUUAUGGAUACUUGGAGCAAUCCACUGGAGGAACACAAUCACCAAAGUCUUAUUCCAUUGGAAAAGGCCCAGGGGCCCUUCUUGUUUAUUGUUGGCAUGGAUGAUCAAAGCUGGAAAAGUGAAUUCUACGCUCAGAUAGCCUCUGAAAGGCUACAAGCUCAUGGGAAAGAAAGACCCCAGAUAAUCUGUUACCCAGAAACUGGUCACUGUAUUGACCCACCUUAUUUUCCUCCUUCUAGAGCCUCUGUGCACGCUGUUUUGGGUGAGGCAAUAUUCUAUGGAGGUGAGCCAAAGGCUCACUCAAAGGCACAGGUAGAUGCCUGGCAGCAAAUUCAAACUUUCUUCCAUAAACAUCUCAAUGGUAAAAAAUCUAUUAAGCACAGCAAAAUAUAACAUUGUGGCCACAGACCAGAUACCAUUAAUAAAAAUCCUAUUCAUACAA
Messenger RNA from Gorilla gorilla gorilla (western lowland gorilla), 2027 nucleotides. RefSeq names its product acyl-CoA thioesterase 6 (gene ACOT6). Lineage: Eukaryota; Metazoa; Chordata; Mammalia; Primates; Hominidae. The transcript has 5 exons. The coding region runs from base 728 to 1978 and encodes 416 amino acids. Gene Ontology annotation, biological process: acyl-CoA metabolic process; fatty acid metabolic process. The record is from RefSeq and is a predicted model, not a curated record. Gene Ontology annotation, molecular function: fatty acyl-CoA hydrolase activity.